GCGGGAUGGGAGAAGAACGAACCCCCUCGAAGGCUCAAAGAGCGUGGGUAUACGGAUAUGCACCCGUACAGUACAAUACCUACCAAAAUAAAUACAUACAAGUAUGACGCUACCUUAGUGAGCUACUUGCGCCACACUAGCCACACUCUUGGCUUUUCUGCCGCACCUUUCCGCUCCAGACUUCUUUCAAGCCGAGUCUUGGGCUGCUUGCCCACAAAUCAACGAGAUUUGCGAAACCCUGAAAAGCUGCUAGCAACCUCAACAACGGAACACAGUUCAAAGGCCGGCGCAUCCGCGGGUUACCAGCUUCCACAGUGAUUGCGCAUUCAUCUUCCAGACACCAUGAUUGACGCCCAGAAAGAUGCGCCGUUCAAAUCGGCGCAGAUCGAGUCGCUUGUGGUGAUGAAGAUCGUGAAGCACUGUUCCUCAAGCUUCCCGACUACCGCCACAGGGUCCCUUGUGGGAAUGGACAACAAUGGGCUACUCGAGAUUACAAACGCCUUUCCUUUCCCGACGAUCGAUGUUUCAACCGCCGACAACCACCAGACCGAUGCGUCGAGUCUCGCCGCGGCUGCUCCCCGUGCGAAGGCCAACAUAGCAUACCAGAACGAGAUGAUCAGGCAUCUGAAAGAGGUGAACGUCGAUGCCAACAACGUGGGCUGGUACACGAGUGCCACCAUGGGCAACUUCAUCAAUCUCAGUUUCAUCGAAAACCAAUACCACUACCAGCGCGACAACGACAAGACAGUGGCGCUCGUUCACGAUGUGAGCAGGAGCUCUCAAGGCACUCUGAGUCUGCGCGCCUUUAGGCUGUCUCCCGAGUUUAUGGCGGCCUACAAAGAAGCGAAGUUCACUACUGAGAGCCUUCAAAAGUCCAAGUUGACCUUCAGGGACAUUCUCAUCGAGGUCCCUGUCAUUGUUCAUAACUCCCAUCUGCUCACGUCGUUUGUUCACCAAGUUCCCGCGCCGCCCGAGAAGCCCGAGAUUCCGCUCCCAGCUUCUCUCGACGACAUCCGGCGAGACCCUGUCAAGUUACCCGCGCAUCCAUCAUUUGAUGCGCUGGACGUCUCCAUUGAUCCUUUCCUGGAGAAGACUUGCGACCUGCUGCUCGACAGUAUCGAGGCCCACUACACCGAUCUCAACAACCACCAGUACUACCAGCGACAGCUUACGCGCGAGCAAUUCAAGAUCUCGCAGUGGCAGGCGAAGCGGAAGGCCGAGAAUGCUGCUCGCCUAGCAGCCAAGCAACAGCCCCUGCCCGAGGACGAGUGGCAGAGGCUUUUUAAGUUGCCACAGGAGCCCAGCCGGCUCGAGGGUAUGCUCAACGCUAGGCAAGUAGAGCAGUACAGCAAGCAGGUGGACGGGUUCACAGCGACUAUUACCUCCAAGAUGUUUGCGGUGAGGGGAAACCUGUUGCCUGAGUGAUCCGGGUUCAUAGGUUCUGCCAUGAAGGACUUGAAGGAUAGACGAUGGCGGGUGGGGUAUCUCGACUGCAUUAGGUCUGGCGUUCCGGGUCGUGGGCUUGUCUAUUCGCUUUUCAUUAGUUCGGAGCUAGCCAUGGCUGAUUCUGUCUCGGGACUGUAUGCGUCUCCAUCUGCGAUACGAAGCACGAACGGUGACUUUGACGCUCACAUGGUUGAUAAAAAUCGCGAGAGUUUUGGGUGAUAUUCGGGCCCAGUAUAUUUCCCGGGCUCUGCAACAAAGCGGCAACGUUGGCCU
Messenger RNA from Chaetomium strumarium, 1719 nucleotides. RefSeq lists its product as uncharacterized. Bases 343 to 1425 code for a protein of 360 amino acids. The record is from RefSeq and is a predicted model, not a curated record. NCBI's taxonomy places the organism in Eukaryota, Fungi, Ascomycota, Sordariomycetes, Sordariales, Chaetomiaceae. The transcript has 3 exons. Gene Ontology annotation, molecular function: translation initiation factor activity; protein binding; metallopeptidase activity. Gene Ontology annotation, cellular component: cytosol; eukaryotic translation initiation factor 3 complex; cytoplasm.